AUGGCGACAUAUCUCACGCCUAUGCCACCGUUUGACCCUGAUGCUGACGCGGGAGGAAAUAUAGCGGCUAAAUGGCGUACUUGGUUGGCAGAUUUCAAAACAUUUCUAACGGCGAGCAACAUUACAAACAAGACACGCCAACGAGCAUUACUUUUAUACCAAGCAGGACCGCGAGUACGGGAAAUCUUUCGACACUUUCCAGACCCUGGUAACGACGACGACUUCGAUAAAGCGACGGAACUUCUCACCGAAUACUUCGAGCCUCAAAAAAAUCGAUUAUACGAAGUCUACAAAUUUCGACAAGCAAAACAGAGCGACACGGAAACGAUAGAUCAAUACCACACGCGUCUACGAACACUGUCAAAAAACUGUGAGUUUUCAGAUGUAGAGUUCGAAAUUAUGGUACAAAUUGUUAUUGGAGGAAAGUCAAGUCGCGUGCGUAAACAAGCGUUGCGAGACCCCAAGUAUGUUUUAAAAGAUCUUUUGCUCGCAGCCAGGCGGGAAGAAAUAAGCAAGACGCAUGCAGCUGACAUUGAAGGACAUUUAGACAGCUGCAAUAUUCAAGCAGUUAAAACGCCAACCGCGAAAGAAACAAAACACAAGACAUCCAAUAAGACAUGUUUUUACUGUGGUGGCAGCUACCCUCACACCAACAAACCGUGCCCUGCCAAAAACAAGACAUGUGCCAAUUGUGGUUAA
This is a messenger RNA of Dendronephthya gigantea, 699 nucleotides long. RefSeq lists its product as uncharacterized. The record is from RefSeq and is a predicted model, not a curated record. The transcript has a single exon. The coding region runs from base 1 to 699 and encodes 232 amino acids. NCBI's taxonomy places the organism in Eukaryota, Metazoa, Cnidaria, Anthozoa, Malacalcyonacea, Nephtheidae.